Molecule: messenger RNA, 3836 nt
Organism: Triticum aestivum (bread wheat)
Lineage: Eukaryota; Viridiplantae; Streptophyta; Magnoliopsida; Poales; Poaceae
Product: disease resistance protein RGA5-like
Exons: 5
Coding region: 66-3611 (1181 amino acids)
Biological process (GO): defense response to other organism
Molecular function (GO): ADP binding
Source: RefSeq, a predicted model, not a curated record
UGAUAGACACACAACAAAGCCACCACUUGCUUAGUCUCGUCUCGCCGGAACUCUAGCCACCGAACAUGUAUGACCCUGGCGGCAGCUCGUCGUCCCGGCCGCGCGGCAAGGAGGAGCUGCAGCCGGAGGUUGUUCUCUACACGGCGACGGCGUCAGCGUCCCGCCGCAGAGGGCGCACGUCCGCCGACCGCUACGCCUUGUGCGCCCUGCUGCGUGGCUACGGCCUGGCCGUGGAUGUGCGCGACGUGUCGAGGAGCAAAGCACACCGCUGCGAGCUCAAGUCGUUGCUUGCAGCUCGGGGCUGCGCCUUCUCGCUCCCGCAGCUCCUCGUGGGCGGCCGGCUUGUCGGCGGCCCUGACGAUGUUAGGCAGCUGCACCAGGACGGCGGGCUGCGGCCUCUCCUCGACGGCGCCCCAAGGCCAUACGCCGUCUUCGUCUGCCAAGCCUGUAAGAGGGUCGGCUCCGAACCCUGUGAAGACUGCAGCGACUCCCGCAACAAGAUGCUGGAUCAUGUCAUUCUUGAGAAGGAGGAUGAGCAGGAGAGGGUUGUCCUGUUUUAUCCAACACAAGAUGUUCCAAUGGGAGGUAGAGGCAGAGAGGUGGAUACCAGUUUCAGUGUUUCUCUGGGCGCCAUGAGACCCCUUCUUAAGAAGCUUGACAUGAUGCUAGGUCCUCAUGGAUGCAAGCUGACCAAGGGGGUCAAUGAUAGGUCGCAACUCCUCCAAGAUGAUCUUGAAGAAAUAGCCGCAUACCUUGAAGAUCUGUUAGAGGUGGAGGACCCUCCCCUGGCAGCCAAGUGCUGGAUGAAAGAGGCACAUGAGUUAUCUUAUGACAUCCUAGAUUGUAUUGACAACUUUGUGCCCCCUAAUCAGUCUCUUGGCUACAAAUCUGACCACAAGAUAACUCAUGUUAAGAUUCCAAAGAGGCUCAAGUGGAAGAAACAGAUUGAAUAUGCAGCUCUUGAUGUGUCAGGACAUGUUAUCUACAAAACCAUCUGUGUUGAUGUAAUUUGUGCUCCCAGGAAGCUCAAGUGGUACCAGCAGAUCAUUGAAAAGGUAUCAGAAUUCAGGAUUUAUGCCCAGGAGGUGGUUCAACGGUAUGACAGAUACCAGGUCCACUACUGUAGCACCUCGGUGGCAAGUAGAUUUUCGGGCAUUGGGCCUAUGAUGCCAAUGCCGCCACCGCCUUGUGAGAAAACUUGUUCCAGCCUAGUAAUUGAUGGUCAGAUGAGCAAGUUUAUCAACUCCCAGCUGGCUAAUGAUGAGAAUCAGCAGCUCGGGGUGGUGUCUAUUCACGGAUAUGGAUGUCUUGGUAAAACAAUGCUUGCCAAAGUGUUGUAUAAUAAAUUGGGGAGGCAAUUCCAUUGUCGGGCUUUCAUCCGGGUGUCCAAAAAGCCUGAUAUGAAAAGGCUUUUCCGCGACAUGCUCUCACAAAUCCAGCAGAAGCAUCCCCAAGCAAGCGAAGACGCUUCUGAUGAACUUCACAUUACUGCUGAAAAUAUCAGGAAUUAUCUACAUGCCAAGAGGUACCUAAUUGUUGUUGAUGAUUUAUGGGAUACAGCAGCAUGGGAUGUUAUUAAUCAGCUUUUCCCGAAGUGUAGUCAAGGAAGCAGAAUAAUAACAACUACACAGAUUGAAGAUGUUGCAUUAGCAUGUUGCAGCGUUGACCCAGAACAAGUUUUUAAGAUGAAUCCUUUGGAUGAUGAUCACUCAAGGAAGCUAUUCUUUGACAGGCUUUUUGGUUCUGAAAGUAACUGUCCUGAAGAAUUGAAACAAGUUUCAAGCCAAAUUAUAGAAAUAUGUGGUGGUUUGCCGCUAGCCACCGUCAGCAUUGCUAGUCUUUUAGCAAACCAGCCUUCUGUAUCAGUAGAUUUAUUAACACACAUACAUGAUUCAUUAGUGUCUUGUUUGUCAUCAAAUUCAACUUCAGAAAGAACGAGACAAGUACUGCACCUCAGCUACAACAGCCUUUCUCAUUACCUCAAGACAUGCUUGCUCCAGCUCCGUAUGUAUCCAGAGGGCUCCUUAAUCUUCAAACAUGAUCUGGUCAGGCAAUGGGUGGGUGAAGGUAUUAUUGCUACAAGAGAAGGGCAAGACACAGAGGAAGUCGCAGGAAUGUAUUUCGAUGAACUUGUUGAUAGAAGAUUCAUCCAACCUAUGUCUAUCAACUUCAACAAUGAGGUGAUGUCAUGCACAGUCCACGACGUGGUACAUGAUCUUAUUGCACACAAGUCUGCAGAAGAGAAUUUCAUUGUGGUACUAGAUCACAAUCGAAAGAUUUUGGCACUUUCUCAUAAGGUCCAUCGACUGUCUCUCCAACUUGGUGAUGCAAAAUAUGCCAAGAUACCAGCAAACAUCAGAAAGUCACAAGUACGUUCACUUGGAGUUUUUGGAUUAUCAGAGUGCAUGCCUUGCAUUGGAGAGUUCAAGCUUGUUCGUGUUCUGAACAUUCAUCUGUCUGGCCAUCAUAAUGGCGACCAAGAACUGGCUGUGGACCUCACUAGGAUAUCCGGACUAUUCCAUCUUAUAUAUCUGAAGAUUGUAUGUGAUGUCUGCAUAAGACUUCCAAACCGUAUGAGAGGGCUGCAGUGUUUGGAAACACUGGAUGUUAUGGAUACACCAAGUGGCACUUAUGUUCCAUGGGACAUUAUAUAUCUCACGCGCUUGUUGCACCUUAGUCUUCCUCCUCACACAAAUCUGCUGGAUUGGUCUUUCGGUGAUGAUCUAAGCCUUUGCAGGCCGAACCACCUGCAGGAUCUUUGCAUUUCUACACCGCCUUCUUCAGAUUACGACCAUCUGAAGAGAAGAAUGUAUGCUCUGGAUUAUUUAAUGUAUGGACAUGACAGCCUGAAAACUGUAAAACUGGUGGCUCACGGAUCCUCGGUUAGCUAUGGUGACACAUCAAAAGCAAGAGUUAGGUGGGUUUUGGAUAAACUUACCCACCAUGUCCAGAGAAUUGAGGUCUCACCGCACAUCCCCGUCAUAUUUUGCAAAAUGCAUUUGUGGGAUAUCCAACAUGGCAACCUGUGCAUUCUGAAGAUUGCAGUGGAUGGACUAUCAGUAAAUGAUGUUGAUAUUCUUAGCGGGUUGCCUGCCCUCACUGCUAUGUCAUUGUAUGUGCAGAAGUCACCUAAUAUUAAGAUAAUAUUUUGCAUGGGGGCUGGAUUCACAGCUCUCAAGUACUUGAAGCUGAGGUUCAUGAGUGGAAUAGCUUGGCUAAAAUUUGAGGCGGACGCAAUGCCUAAUCUCUGGAAGCUCAGGCUCGUUUUCGACGCCAUCCCCCAAAUGGACCAACGACUUGAUCUUUAUUCAGAGGGUGACCAGUGGACACAAUAUCGACAUGGUAAUGCAUUAAUCAACAUCGAGUAUAUGGCACGCCUUAGAGAGGUCUCCGCAAAAUUUGAGGGCGCAGCUGCCUAUCUGAAGUAUGUGUCGAGGAUAGGGAUAGUUAGCAAUCAUCCGAGCAAUGCUAUAAUCAACGUGCAACUAGUGGAUUCUGGUUCCCAUGGCGAUAAAAGGAUAUCAUCAACGUCACCGGAGUCCACUUCCUGCCCGCUGCAUGUUCCAGGAGCGGGAGCUGGUGGACAUGGAGCAAUAUCAUUGGUGCGAUAGGUCGUGACCUCUUCAUCUAUUGCCUCCACCGGCUGUCCAGGUGGGACUAUGGUGCCAUCGCCUCCCUGAACCAUGAUUUCAAUUCGGUGGUUCGCAACGGGGACAUCUACCGUCUACGUCGCAAAAAUGGGGUGGCGGAACACUGGCUCUACCUCCCUUGCCGUAAUCUCCACGAGUGGGAGGCUUAUGACCCGUCCACUGGGCGCUGGAUCCAUGUGCCCAAGA